AUGGCGCCGCAAACGCUCAACAUCCUCCUCACCUCCUUCCCCGGCCUGGGCCUCCCCUCGACUCUCUCGAUUCCAGUUCCUGCCUCCUCCACCGUCGCAGACUUCACAAGCCUCCUGUCAGAACGACUGCCUUCAAAUGCAACCCGCCUCAUUCUCACCACAGCCUCCAACAAGGAACUCUCCCCACGCUCCUCCGCGCCUCUCUCCGACUACCUUUCGUCACCAUCAAGCGACUUUAUCCGACUAUGGCUCUCCACCCCACUAUGCGGCGGUAAAGGCGGCUUCGGCUCCCAGCUCCGCGCCGCCGGCGGCCGCAUGAGCAGUCGCAAGAAGCGGAACCAAGGCGAAAACAACGGCUCAAAUCGCAAUCUAGAUGGGCGACGUCUGCGUACCGUUACUGAAGCAAAGGCGCUGGCGGAGUAUCUAGCUGUCAAGCCGGAGAUGGAGAAGAAGGAGAGGGAAGAGAGGCGGAAGCGGUGGGAGCAGGUAGUCGAACUGGCGGAGAAAAAGGAGGAGGAAAUCAAGAGCAGUGGAAAAGGUAGGCUGGAUGGGAAGUGGAUUGAGGCGAAAGAAGAGGCGGAGGAGAAGACGCGGGAAGCGGUGCUGGCAGCGCUCAAGGCGGGCGAUAUCAAGAACGUGCUUGUGGAGAAGGAGAGUGACGCCUCUGGUAGUGGCUCUGCGGAGAGUGAGGGCAGUGAGAGUGAGGCUGAGGCGUCAAGUUCAAAGAAGGUGCCGGAGCAGGCUGCUCCUUCCCGGACGUUCUUUGGCUGGGACGAGGAGGAUGAGGAUAUGAGCGAUGACGAGGAGAACGCGGAGGAAGAGUCGGUUGAUACCAAGUUUGCAGGUAAAGGGAAAGCUAAGGCCGUGGCUGUUUGA
Messenger RNA from Coniosporium apollinis CBS 100218, 876 nucleotides. RefSeq lists its product as uncharacterized. Gene Ontology annotation, cellular component: nucleus. The coding region runs from base 1 to 876 and encodes 291 amino acids. The record is from RefSeq and is a predicted model, not a curated record. The transcript has a single exon. NCBI's taxonomy places the organism in Eukaryota, Fungi, Ascomycota, Dothideomycetes.